CACAGGUUUACCUUUUCUUCUGGUUUUGUUCACUAUAUAGUGAUCUUCAAAUAGCUAUAAAUCGUCUUAUAGCAAUUGGAUGGCCAUUAAUGUACAAUCAGACUUUUGCUGGGAAAAAACUCAUUUACUUUAUUGGUGGCUUUUGUAUUCUAUCUUUUAUUCAUGCUCUCGUAUUCAGCACACAUGAUUGUUCACAAUGGUUUGACACAACGACAUUUUCAUUUACCAUUCGUGCUACCACCUGCGGUUACAUCGGAACUUAUUACACAAUC
Molecule: messenger RNA, 272 nt
Organism: Cylicocyclus nassatus
Lineage: Eukaryota; Metazoa; Nematoda; Chromadorea; Rhabditida; Strongylidae
Source: the annotation of a GenBank genome assembly